Messenger RNA from Gavialis gangeticus (Gharial), 4270 nucleotides. RefSeq names its product caprin family member 2 (gene CAPRIN2). Gene Ontology annotation, biological process: positive regulation of canonical Wnt signaling pathway. The record is from RefSeq and is a predicted model, not a curated record. Gene Ontology annotation, molecular function: signaling receptor binding. Bases 52 to 3891 code for a protein of 1279 amino acids. Gene Ontology annotation, cellular component: cytoplasm. The transcript has 22 exons. NCBI's taxonomy places the organism in Eukaryota, Metazoa, Chordata, Crocodylia, Gavialidae.
GGCGGCGGGGCGGGCUGGGCGCGCUGCGGUUGCUGAGCCCCAUCCGUUUCAAUGGUGCAGCUUUCCCAAGCCCAGGCUCGCUGCCUGUCGCCUUCAGUUCUCUCCGAGGAAGGGGAGGACAAGAGCAUGAAGCCUGCCAAGCAGCAGGUGAAUCAGCCUGGGGAGAGUCAGCCUCCGCUGAGCCCCCUGCAGUCGACUCUGAACUCUGCGGCUAAUACUGCCCAGGCGUAUGAGACUUACAUUGAAAAUGGGAUCAUUUGCCUCAAACACAAGAUCAGGAACAUUGAGAAAAAGAAGCUUAAGCUAGAAGACUACAAGGAUCGCUUGAAGAAGGGUGAAGCCCUCAAUCAGGACCAGUUGGAGGCAGUGGAGAAGUAUGAUGAGGUAGUGCACAACCUGGAGUUUGCCAAAGAGCUUCAGAAGACUUUUUCUGGACUUAGCCAGGAUCUGCUGAAAGCACAGAGGAAGGCUCAGAGACGGGAGAACCUAAUAAAACUUGAAGCAGAGAAGAAGAAGCUGCGCACAAUUCUGCAGGUCCAGUAUGUGCUGCAGAACUUUACUCAAGAGCAUGUUCAGAAAGACUUCAAAGGUGGCUUGAAUGGUGCAAUAUAUUUGCCUUCUAAAGAACUAGACUACCUCAUUAGAUUUGCAAAACUGACGUGCCCAGAAAGAAAUGAGAGCCUGAGUGUUGAAGACCAGAUGGAGCAGUCAUCACUCUACUUUUGGGACCUUCUAGAAGGCAGUGAAAAGCCUGUGGUUGGAACAACAUAUGGACAUUUGAAGGAACUGUUAUCCAAACUCUUAGAUUCUGGAUAUUUUGAAAAUGUUCCUGCUCCUCACAAUGCAAUGCCAUUAAAAGAACUGGAAGAGGAAGGACUGAGAAAACCUGAGAGAACAAGACAGCUGUCCAAAAGAGAGUCUGCUAAAGACCCAGAAUGUCUAAUGGAACUUAUGAAGUCUGAGAUUCAGCCACAAGAGUUUCUCAACAGGCGCUAUUUGCCUGAAGCAGAAUGCUCUAUCAAGAAGAAGCCAGAAGAAUCCAAACCCCGGGAAGCAGAGUAUGCUAGAAAGAAAGAACCUCCAAAAUCCUGGGAAAUGCUGCUUGACAUAGAGGAGCAGGAACAGAAUCGGGAAUCUUUAAAACCUUGGGAAUCUCGUGUUGUGGAGGAAGAGAAACCUUCAAAGUCCUGGGAAACCUGUGUUAGGGAAGAAGAAGAAAAACAGAAGCAGCAGGAGACUCCAAAGCCUUGGGUAACGCAUGCUAGGGCGGAGCAGGAUUCAUCUAAACCAUGGGUAGCAAGAGUUAGGGAACAGCAGGAACAGAAGAAACAGGAACCUCCCAAACCUUGGGUAGCAAAGGCUAGGGAAGAACAGGAACAGAAGAAACAAGAACCCCCUAAGGCUUGGGUAACAAAAAUUAAAGAAGGGCCAGAGCAAAAGCAGGAAUUGCCAAAACCUUGGGGAUCCCAAACCAGGGAGGAGCCAGAGCAGAAGCAAGAACCCUCAAAGCCUUGGGCUUCUCCACGUGCCAAGGAGGAGCCAGAGCAGAAAAAGCAGGAGCCGCCAAAGCCUUGGGCUUCUUCAUGUGCUAAGGAGGAGUCAGAGCAGAAAAAGCAGGAGCUGCCAAAGCCCUGGGCUGCUCCACGUGCCAGGGAGGAGUCGGAUCAGAAAAAGCAGGAGCUCCCAAAGCCUUGGGUUCCUCCACAUGCCAGAGAGGUGCUAGAGCAGAAGCAGGAGUCAUCAAAGCCCUGGGCUCCUCCACGUGCCAAAGAGGUGCCAGAGCAGAAGAAGCAGGAGCUGCCAAAGUCAUGGGCUCCUCCACAUAAUAGGGAGGAGUCGGGGCAGAAGCAAGAGCCUCCAAAGGCUUGGGAAACUGCUGACCGACAGCAACAAGAAUCACAGCAGUUACAGAAUCCUCCAAAGUCCUUGGGAGCUGCGAGUGUUGUGCCAAAGAAGUUUGAUGUGGAACCCAAAGAAAGACGGGAACGCAGACAGAAAGCUGAACUUGAAGUAAAACGAGAUGGAAAAGCAGAUGAAUUAAGUGAUGGACAAGGCUUUGAUGCAGUAAGAAAAAAGGAGGUCUCUGUCGGAGAAAGUUGUAAACUGCCUAGGAGUCUCCAAAGCAGUGUGCAGGUGCCUAAACCUGUACAUCAGCCAGCUGCAGAAUUUUGCUCUACGUCUACUCUUCCAAAGGAUCCAGUACUAAGGAGGGAAAAACUGCAGGAUCUGAUGACUCAGAUACAAGGAACAUACAACUUCAUGCAAGAGUCUAUUCUGGAUUUUGAUAAAGCUUCACCAAGUGCCAUUGUUUCAUCACAGCCACCUUCAGUUUCUCCAGCAGGUAGUCCUGUAGCUUCUAAAGAACAAAAACUGCUGAGUCAAAAUGACUUUCUUCAACAGCCGCUUCAGACUGCUGCUUCUCCCAUAACUCUUCAUGGUUCAAAUACUUCCUUAGCAUCAGCUGAUCAGACUCUGUCUGGCUCUGAAACAGAAGAUCUAGUGAUGCCGCAGACAACCCAGACAUCGGUACCCCUUUCUCAAGAGACUGAGAAAUAUACUUCAUCUCAGCCACUGUAUCAGACAAAUUCACGCAUCUCUGAGCCACUGAUUCCCCAAAAAAUUGAAGUUACGCAGGCAACUAUUCCUCUGUCAAGUGAGUCGCAGUCACCAUUGCCUACAUCAAGCACCUCCAUAUCACCAGUACCACAGGGGCAAACCUUUCAGUCUCCUCCUGCAAGCAGCAGUUCUGUUACAAUAACUGCAGCUCCAUUUCAAGCUAUGCAGACUGUAUUUAAAGUGAAUGCACCUCUGCCUCCACGUAAAGAGCAGGAAAUAAAAGAAGACUCUUCCUACUCUGCAGGUUAUAACCAGAGUUUUUCUACAGCAAGUACACAAACUCCUCCUCAAUGCCAGUUACAGUCUACUCACACUGCAGAGCAAAAUUCAGUUUCACAAGAAUCUUUGCCAACAGUUAAUUAUCAGCCUGAUGGAGUUGUUCCGGUCAGCAAUGGUAGUCUUGCCUUUUACCCAGCACAGACUAAUGUUAUCCCCAGACCUGCUCAGCCUUAUCUCAAUAGUCGUGGGUCUGUUAGAGGAUCUACCAGAGGUGGGAGAUCACUAGCCAAUUCAUACCGCUCCCCUGGUGGAUACAAAGGUUUUGAUGCUUACAGAGGAUCACCUUCCAUAGUUAAUGGUAACUAUGGCCAGCUGCAGUUCCCCAGUAGAGAUUAUUCUGGAAUACCAUAUUCUCAGAAGGAUAUCAAUUACCAGCAAUGCUAUAAACGAGGAGGGAUAAUUAGUGGUCCUCGGGCAAACUCAAGAGCAGGAUGGAGUGAUUCUUCUCAGGUGAGCAGUCCAGAGCGAGACAAUGAAACCUUUAACAGUGGGGACUCUGGGCAGGGAGACUCCCGCAGCAUCACCCCUGUCGAUGUGCCAGUGACAAGCCAAGCUGCCACAAUACUACCAGUGCAUGUCUAUCCCCUCCCCCAGCAGAUGAGAGUUGCCUUUUCUGCUGCUAGAACAUCUAAUUUGGCCCCUGGAACUCUAGACCAGCCAAUUGCGUUUGACCUUCUGCUGAACAACCUUGGAGAAACAUUUGACAUUCAGCUUGGUAGGUUCAAUUGUCCAGUGAAUGGUACCUAUGUAUUCAUCUUCCACAUGCUGAAGUUGGCAGUGAAUGUUCCACUGUAUGUGAACCUUAUGAAGAACGAAGAGGUCCUAGUAUCAGCAUAUGCAAAUGAUGGGGCUCCAGACCAUGAAACUGCUAGUAACCAUGCAGUCCUACAGCUCUUCCAGGGGGAUCAGAUCUGGUUACGUCUGCAUCGGGGAGCCAUUUAUGGAAGCAGCUGGAAAUAUUCUACCUUCUCGGGAUACCUCCUUUAUCAGGACUAAAAUCCAGUGUUACGUUUACAAAAAAACAAAAAACGAAAAGCUGCUCCAAACACCUUGGUGAAUGGGAAGGGGGCGGGGGGUGGAAACUAGCUUUGCACUUAAUACUGACUUCAUAGAAGAUACAUGGUUCCAUUAUUGGGAAGUGGCGGUCUUACUUUGCAAGGUGAAAUCAUGGAGUUGGGUUACUGAAUCAGCACUAAUUUGGCACUUUAUCAAUUGUGAUGUAGCCUUGCUAGUAAAGCUGUGAAUGUAUAUUGUUUGCACUUACCCUAAACUGUAUUAAUGUCCAGCUUACUACACUACUGAUAUGAUUGCCUCAAGUAUGGGCUAUUCGCAAUGCCUUGUUGUGCCUCAAUAAAACAAGUUAAUAUGCAUUUUA